Tripterygium wilfordii is the source of this 1136-nucleotide messenger RNA. RefSeq names its product red chlorophyll catabolite reductase-like. The coding region runs from base 18 to 998 and encodes 326 amino acids. Gene Ontology annotation, cellular component: chloroplast. NCBI's taxonomy places the organism in Eukaryota, Viridiplantae, Streptophyta, Magnoliopsida, Celastrales, Celastraceae. The record is from RefSeq and is a predicted model, not a curated record. The transcript has 2 exons. Gene Ontology annotation, molecular function: red chlorophyll catabolite reductase activity. Gene Ontology annotation, biological process: chlorophyll catabolic process.
AAUUGAAAGAUAAUCCAAUGGCAGUACAUCUCUCUCUUGGCGUGCCUUCCUCCCCUCUUCCUCUUACUUUUCUCCGUCCACCAAAAUUAUUAUCAGAACCAAUAAUAAAGAAUCCAUCACGGACUAGUUUUUUGGGAUCUCGUUGCGCCUCUAGCUUCCCAGCCUCAUCUCCCAUGGAAUCGCGCCCCAAAUUGAUGGAGUUCCCCCACCUGUUGGCCCCUCACAGGGAUCUGAUGAUAACUCUCAUAGCGGCCUUGGAGACCCGUCUUGACUCGCAUCUCCUGCCGGUUUCGCUUCCGCCGGACGUCGAAUUCUAUCAGAACGAGACCAAUAGUUCUCAAGGUUCUCUUUGCAUCAGAAAAGGCCGUGAUUCCUCUCCUAUUGACUUCAUGCUUGCGAGUUGGUUACACUUGAAGCAACCAAGUGGGGAUGCGUUCAACAUAACAAAUCUACAAGUCUACCUAAAACCAACCACCAAUGCACCACACUUUCAAUUCGAGCUUGUCCAAUGCAGCCCUACGUAUCUUAUUUUCUUCCUUGAUUUAACUCCUAGAAAGGACCUUGUUCUUAAUCCCGACUAUCUCAAGACUUUCUACGAACACAAUCAACUCGAACCCCUUAGACGACAGCUUGACGAAUUAGUCCCUGAAUCCAAACCCUACUUCUCCUCGUCCCUCUAUUUCCGCCAAGUUGUCUCUCCCACCGGGAUCUUGGUCAGCAUAAAGAGUGAGGCAGCUGAUGGACGCAUUGAGGAGAUUAUGCGCGAUAAUAUUAGUCCCAUAGCUAAUCAGGUUUUGGGUUUGUGGAUCGAUGAAUGUGAUUUCGAGGGAAGUGGUAAUGUUGUUGGGGAAAAUGAGAAAAGUGAGUUGGAGAAGAGGGAUUAUAUGAUCAAGAGCAAGGCAGUUCAAAUGGAUUUGAGCGCUAGCAUGCCCUUGCAGUUUGGGCAAGAGGUGGCGGACCGAGUCUUGGGAGUUAUAAGAACUGUUUUUAAUAUUUGACGACAUAAAACAUGUAAUCAAUAUAGUGUGUAAUCCAUUGUUUCAUCAGCAUUUAAGCAUCCUAGUGACAUUUGCUACGGUUAAUGAUGUGAAGCCUGCUUAAACUGUUAUUUGAUCAGUUGGUUAUUUCCGACAAAA